Paramecium primaurelia is the source of this 1451-nucleotide messenger RNA. The record is from the annotation of a GenBank genome assembly. Lineage: Eukaryota; Ciliophora; Oligohymenophorea; Peniculida; Parameciidae.
AUGUCAGAUCAAUGCACCAAGGGCACUAAUUGGGGUGUGGUUUCCAUUGAUGAUAAAAAUUUAUGUAUCAAAUAUAAUCAGAGCAACAUAAUCAAAUUACCACUAAAGAAAGUUGUCAAUUCGAACACUUAGAAGAAUGAUAUCGUACUUUAGUUGAGUACAGAUGAUUAUGGUGAAAAGUAUGUAUAUAAUAUUAACCUAAAAGUGAUGAUAUGCUAUGCGAAGUCAGAUUUUACAUUCCUCCUCAAGAGUAGGUAAUAUAGUUGAAAUAAAAUAGAAAUUGAAACAAGAAAAAGAAAAGAAGAAAUAAGAAAAUGAGGAAAAUUAAAAUAGCAUGGAAGAAGAGGAUGAUGGAGCAGAUGAAGAUGCUGAACCAACAUUCUAAUAGAAAUUAUAAAAUGAAAUAUUAACUAAAGCAAAAAUUGGUUAAAGUAGUGCUGAUUCUAUUCUAACUAUUCAUGAUGUUCCCUUAAUUGUUCCAAGGUAUUUACUUAAUUUACUAUAUUUAUUAGAGGUAAAUAUACAAUGGAUUUCUUUACAAAAGAUAUCAGAUUUCAUGGAAAUACCUAUCAAUUUACAACUGAUUAUAAGGGAAUUUCAAGAUUCUUUUUGUUACCUAUGCCUGAUGAAAUUAAUCUUUCUUUUGUGAUUGGUUUGGAACACCCUUUCAAAUAAGGUCAGACAACAUACAACUUUUUGGUCAUGUAAUUCAAAAAGGAAGUUGAAAAUGAAAUUAAACUAAAAUACAGUCGACAAAAAUUAGAUGAAAUUGGUUGGAAGGGAAUUAAAGAAGAAUAUUCAGGACCACUCUAUGAUAUUGUAUGUGAAGUCUUGUCUGAAAUUACAGGAAUCAAAGUUGUAUCUCCCAAGAAUUUCAAGAGUAAGAAUGGACUAUUUUGCUUGAGAUGUUCUGUUGGUCCUCAUUCAGGAUUUCUAUUUCCAUUAGAAAAAUCAUUAAUAUAUUUAUAAAAGCCAGUAUUACAUAUAAAACAUGAAGAAAUAAAAGAGGUCGUUUUCUAAAGAGUAAAUAUUAUUUUAUAUGUUAGAUUGGGUCAACUAAUUUAAAUAAAUUUUUCGAUGUUAAAAUUAUAUACAAAAACUAAAAUCAAUUAUUUUCAGGAAUAGAAAGGGAUGAACUUGACAAUCUGACUUAAUAUUUCUAACAAAAGAAAAUUGCCGUAAGAAAACUUCAAGAUGAGGUUCCUCAUCUCCCAUUAGAUGAUAGUGAUGAUGAAGAAGAUGAUGAUGAUAGUAGAUCAAAGAAGAAGAAUGUAUAUAUUUCUUAAAUAAAUAUUUUAGAAGACCAACAUAGAUCCAAAUAAUAUGGAUUCUGAUGAUGACGAUGAUGAUUUUCAUGCUGGAGAAGAUGAAGAAGAUGGUAGUGAAAGCGAAGGAAGUGAUGAACCAGAAAGUGCUUCCAAAAAUAAAAAAUGAUUAUUCAUUCAUCAGAU